Messenger RNA from Engraulis encrasicolus (European anchovy), 1639 nucleotides. It is a transcript of the gene tank, whose product is annotated as TRAF family member-associated NFKB activator. The record is from RefSeq and is a predicted model, not a curated record. Lineage: Eukaryota; Metazoa; Chordata; Actinopteri; Clupeiformes; Engraulidae. Gene Ontology annotation, biological process: canonical NF-kappaB signal transduction. The transcript has 9 exons. Bases 193 to 1572 code for a protein of 459 amino acids.
GGAAGUUCCCAACGCAUUGUAAAACAUGUAGAAUGUUCAUUUGAGUGAAGUAUAUCAUUUCCUCUCUUACCUCGUGAAAUAGAACUAGAACUGGUAGCCGCCUCAAAAUAUCUCACAAAUGUAGCGCUUUGAGGACUUUCCGACUGAAGGACUCAUGAGUGAUGUAUCAGUGAUGGUUCUGAGGCUCGAGGUAUGGAGAAAAAUAUUGCUGAUCAGCUCAACAAAGCCUUCGAAGCCUAUCGCACCGCCUCCAUCGAACGAGACAAUGCCAAGAAAGAACUAAAGCAAAAGACUGAGUAUUAUGAAAGAAUCACACAGAAGCUCCAACAACAGAUAGAGGACCAAAACCAGCAGAUUUCUAUACUCCAAGCUCAAUUAAAUACCACCACAAAUCAUGCUUCAGGGGAGGUGAAAUGUUGCGAGAGUGGCCUCCGCCAACAGGAAACGGAGCUCUUGUCACCUGGUGAACUGCGCCACAGCAAGUCAUUCUCCCGCUCCUAUAGGACAAACCACUUCCUGGGGAAUGAUAUGAGGGACGGCUCCGGGCCGCACCUCCACAAUCUGGCUGGAGCGAGCUGUAAUAAGACUGAGGACAUCCUUGAAGCUUUUCAGGAGGUCCAGGGGAAAUUCCAGCAGAUCCGUUCGCUCACCAAACGCCAAAAGGAUCACCUGAGGAGAAUACACAGAGGGAAAGAUCACGCCAAUGGUACACCAGUAACCCAGCCAGGGCUGCUGACAGCUUUGGCCAGGCCCAGGACAACAUCCUCUGAAAGCCCCCCCCAGCCCAAUACAUACAAUAUAACGAGGAACCAAUUCUGGGCUCCCCCUCUUCCUGGGGCCGGGACAACUGUCCCCUUUGUCCCCCCGUCAGCACCCCUGAACCCAGCAGCACCCCAAAUAGCCCUCUUUGAGACCCAGUUCUCCAUGCCCAUCCAGUGCACUGACGUGACGGCUGAGCAAGCGGAAGCUUCCUUCUCCUCUUCCUCGACCUCCUCGGCCGCGACCAGGCCCAGCUUGGAGGACUCGCUGCCCGCUAGCCCUUUAGCCAGCGCCGCUACGGGCGCGUUAGGUGCUGCCGCCGCCGCUGCCAUUAGCUCGCUAGCCUCCCGCGGGGCCAACCCCGAGGACGCCGACUCCGUGUUAAGUAUUAAGCUGCCGCCAAGGACGGACAGCGAGUACGAGUUCCUCAACAGCACGCCCGAGAAGCCGGUGGAGCUCCCGGGUGCUUCCUCUUCCUCGGGCGUGCACAGGACUGCGUUUGUCACAGGGGUGCUCUCCUCAUCAGAGGAGCCCUCCAAGGAACUUGGGGUGCCUUUUGGCUACCCGCCCUCCCUGUCCCCCUCAAGCAUACCCUCGGUGUCCUCCUCCAUGUCAUUAGAGAGUGUACGCGGGCCCCAACAGCCCCUGUGGACCCCGGAGCUGUGUGACAGUGCGGUGUCCGUGGGCUCUCCGCCGGCCUGCAGCUCCGAGCCCCACCAGCAGCAGAACUGUGCCUUCUGCAACGCCAGCGUACCCCACGACCGCAUGUACAGCCACCUCAAUUCACACUUUAAGAACAGCGCCUGCAAUUGACACUAGAUUCUCACCCCCCCACCCCACACACACACCUCAUCAUCAUCAUCAUCAUCAUCAUCAUCAU